Molecule: messenger RNA, 426 nt
Organism: Peronospora farinosa
Lineage: Eukaryota; Oomycota; Peronosporomycetes; Peronosporales; Peronosporaceae
Source: the annotation of a GenBank genome assembly
AUGACGUCCAUGCUGCCGUCAAGUGGUCCGAAGGUUGGCUCAAAAAGCUCCGAAAUCGAGCGAUUUCGAGCUCGUCAACGCCGCCGGUGUCGCGGGCAAGCGGUUGCAACGUCACCAGGUACCGAGAUGCACUUGGGCUACAACGCUUUCGACUUCUCGGCGUCACCUGAAGCUUUCUACGACGUACCAGAAGAACACAUUACAACUAAACGUGUCGCUGUUCCAGGUAGACUGCAAGGUAUCGAAGAGCUGUCGGUUGAGGACCAACUCAAUCCCCUUGAGCAGCAGACAGGAACAACACAUAAAGAGCAUGGCCAAGCAGCAGAUUACGUCUAUGGGUUUCAACAGCACAAGCAUGUGGGAUCAGAUGUUUCCGGGACUUUGCCAUUCUGGGGAACCGAUUCAGCAGAUGCCACCGACUUCUGA